Molecule: messenger RNA, 1056 nt
Organism: Drosophila miranda
Lineage: Eukaryota; Metazoa; Arthropoda; Insecta; Diptera; Drosophilidae
Product: protein SDA1 homolog
Exons: 3
Coding region: 1-1056 (351 amino acids)
Biological process (GO): ribosomal large subunit biogenesis; ribosomal large subunit export from nucleus
Cellular component (GO): nucleolus
Source: RefSeq, a predicted model, not a curated record
AUGAAGAAAAAGAAUGCGCCAGCCUUUAAUUUCUCUGGCAUUCACUUGGUGCACAAUCCCCAGGGAAUGGCCGAAGGCCUCUUCAAGCAGUUGCAGGCCACAAACGAGCGAUUCGAAGUGAAGUUGACGCACCUCGAUCGCCAGGUGACCCGCGUGCUCCAGUUUGCCGCCCAGGCGUCGCAUGAGCUGGUUCCGGGCGACAUCAUUGAGCCCAUCCUGAAGACAAUAGCCAACAAUUUCAUUACAGAGCGCAACUCCAGUGAUGUCAUGGCCAUCGGCUUGAAUGCCACGCGCGAGAUUUGCAUGCGUUGCCCCCUGGCCAUGGGCGAGGAUCUGCUGCAGGACCUGGCCAUGUACAAGACGUACAAGGAGAAAUCUGUGAUGAUGGCGGCUCGUUCGCUAAUCACACGCUACCGCGAACAGUUGCCGGCUCUGCUACAUAAAAAGGAUCGAGGACGGCAGACAGAGGCACAGGCGGAGCGGAAGGUUCGCGCCUAUGGAGAGCGCGAGGUUGAUGACACUGUUCUCGGCGCCGAGGCGCUCCUCAAGGACUCCAAGACCAUUGACAUUGAGAGCGAUGAAGAUAGCGACUCCAAUGAUGGUCAGUGGAAAAAGGAGAAGAAAGAUCUGAAAAUUCUCAACCAAAAGGAGGCUGCCCAAGAACUGGCGCUGACACGCAUCUUCACGGACGAAGAUUUCAAGCGAAUCAAUGCUGCCAAUCUGAAAAAGACCGUCACGAAUUCUCGCAAACGUCCGCUAGAGCAGGAUCGGGCCGAAUUCGUUAAGCUGAACAGCAUCGAGAUGAUCUUCAAGAAGCGCAAGCACGACAAGGAGUCGCGAAUGGAAACUGUGCAGGCAGGCCGACAGGAUCGCGAACGGUUCGGCUGGAAGGAUGGACGUGUCAACGAACACUGCUCCAAAACGAACAGCGAGAACCGCAAGACCAAGAACUUUGGCAUGAUGCGGCACAAGGCGCGCUCCAAGGUGAAGAAGAGUUUCCGGGACAAGCAGCUGUCCCUACGGAAGCAUCUGCUGCACCAGAAGAAAAUGAAAUAA